Molecule: messenger RNA, 510 nt
Organism: Musca vetustissima
Lineage: Eukaryota; Metazoa; Arthropoda; Insecta; Diptera; Muscidae
Exons: 1
Coding region: 1-510 (169 amino acids)
Source: RefSeq, a predicted model, not a curated record
AUGGCUGCCCUCAACUACAAAAGAAAAUUCAACGAAAUGGAAAAUAAAGAAAAUCUCAUUACUGUCGAUAUGAUUUUACAACAAGCCCAAAGGAAUGCCACCAUGGAAGGACGGCAAUUUCCUCCUUCCAAAAGAAGGCAAACUAAAGCCCUGUUUAGACCCUGGGAAGAUAAUGUUGAAAAAUCGACAACUGUCUCCAAACCCCAACAGAAGACAACAAGAACGCCGAAAAUCCAACACCCUCUUCGCAAAGCUGUUAACCAAAAUACUGCAAUUCUACGCUCCGCCUUGGAACAACAAAGAUUGAGUCCUAGUAUUCCAACCACUCCAGUUAUUCGUCCAAAUGAACAACAGCUACUGCAACAAUAUUAUUUGGCCCAACUGCAUCAACAACAGCAACAAUAUGCCCUUUGGAUGGAACAAUCUUAUCGAGCAAAUAACUAUUUGAGAUAUUUGCAACAAAUUGCGAUGCAACAACAACAGCUCUUCGUUUUUGGUCAACAGCAUUAG